GCUCGUGGUUGAAAAUACGUGGACAUCAAAGUGAUCGCAAGGACGCUCCACCUAAGACCCCUCAACAUGCGAGUCCCCGGAUCUCCAGCUUCUACCUUGAAAGAUCUUGAUGGCAAGGCUUCCCCAGGCGGAGCUAGCGAGUUGUUGUUGCCGAACGUAUCUGAGGGAGAGUUAUCGCCUGUGGUGAUGAAGAAGGUAUUGCAUUCGGUGGGGCUUCAGGAGGAGGAACGACGAGACGGACAGGAUAAGGCGGAUGGGGGAAGAGAGGAUGUGGAAGGGAAGGGAAGGUUGGAUUCGGCGUCAGGGUUGGGUUUAGGACUGGAUGUCCGCAGUACGAUUGAGGAUGAAGCGGAAGGAGAAGAGUCUGUUCUGGUCAGACCGCCGACGCCUACCGAAGGCGACGUCGGGAAAGGACUUGAACAUGGACAGGAAGCUGUCCGUGGGGAUGUAGCUCAGGCCAACUUGAUCCGAGCCGGGCAAGCUUUGACGGAAGAACCUGAAGCGAACAUCAACCUCGGUGCUCCGAUCGCGAGUAUGAAUCCCAGGAAUGCGGUCUCCCCUGCACCGACGCUGGGGGACGAGUUGGAUACGGAUGCGCGAUAUGGCAUCGACGCGAUGGCUGAUGAUAUAGUCGGCAAGCAAGAUGGAGGUUAUACGGGUGAUCUGGCGGACGAUGCUUUGGCCGGAUGGACGGGGUCGAAAGCGCCCGUAGUGCACGCUACCAGGAACGAUAUUCAGAAUGCAAGUGGGAUACCGGAAGAAGAGCAGGAAAAGAAGAUGGGAUUCGAGCCGAUCAAGGGGAAACAAGGCGAGCCGAGCGUACAUCUGGGAGAAUGGGAGCCGGUGGAUUUCAAAGCGCAGUUUGAAGAUGCAGGGAAGGACGAGGUCAAGGGGACGGAUGAUGCGUUGAGAGCGCUAGGUGAGAAGUUGGCUCAAGAGGAAGCUGCGGGAGUGAAAGUGAAGGAUGCAAAGAAGGAGGAAGAGGAGGUCAAGCUCGAUUUGACGGUGGACGAGUUGAAGGAUCUACUACGGAGAGCUCAGGAGCAAAAGGCAGAGGGCAACUCGCUGUUUCAACACGCCGAGCCGGACCUCGAUGGCGCCAUCGGGGCAUACAAGGAAGCGUUGAAUCUCUUACCCAUCACCUCGUUCACACCACAACCCGAGCCUACACCCCCGCCAUCGCGUCAAGUACCGGAGCCGGAGCAAUCGGGUGUGAUGGAGUUGACUGACGAACAGGCAGAGGCGAUCAGACUGGCGGACGAAGCGAGAGAAGCCGAGUCGAGGCGCAGGGAAGAAGAGGAAAAGGAUCCCGAGGUCAAGCUGAAGCGGGGCGUUGAAAGGGAGAUUGAAGAGACGAAAAAGGCGGUCUGGGGGAAUCUGGGAGCUGUUUGGGUGAAAAAGGGGGAUGACAAGGAGGCGGUGACGGCAUGUACAGAAGCAUUAAAAUUGGAUCCUCACUAUGUCAAGGUAUUGCAACGCCGAGCGUUGGCUAGCGAGAGGAUCGGUUCGUGGUCCAGCUUGACCACUGCACAAGAAGACUACACCGCUCUGACCCAGAUCCUGCCGAAAUCAUCUCCACUAUAUCAACAAGCACAGCGAUCUUUGUCCACCCUCCCAACGCGUAUUCGUACGCAGCAAGAAAAGGAAAAGGACGAGAUGCUCUCCAAGCUGAAAGAUCUCGGUGACGGCUUGCUCGGGCGAUUCGGGCUCAGCACCAACAAUUUCAAGUUUGACAAGCAAGAAGGUGGGGGGUAUAGCAUGCGAUUCGAGCGGUAGAGCCGGGGGCGUGCAAACGGACUUUUAGAUUCUCCCUCGACGACUUUCUGGUUUAGACGUUACUUGAUGAUAACGCGGUCCCCGAUACAAGUGGUACGGACCGCUUCAACGUGUUUCAACAUCAAGAA
This is a messenger RNA of Filobasidium floriforme, 1904 nucleotides long. RefSeq lists its product as uncharacterized. Lineage: Eukaryota; Fungi; Basidiomycota; Tremellomycetes; Filobasidiales; Filobasidiaceae. The transcript is spliced from 4 exons. The coding region runs from base 67 to 1776 and encodes 569 amino acids. The record is from RefSeq and is a predicted model, not a curated record. Gene Ontology annotation, molecular function: protein binding.